This is a messenger RNA of Perkinsus marinus ATCC 50983, 213 nucleotides long. RefSeq lists its product as hypothetical. The transcript is spliced from 2 exons. The coding region runs from base 1 to 213 and encodes 70 amino acids. The record is from RefSeq and is a predicted model, not a curated record. Lineage: Eukaryota; Perkinsozoa; Perkinsida; Perkinsidae.
AUGCAGAGCCGCGAUAAAAUGCCCGAGGUGGAGACGGAGUUAAACUCCAUGUAUCUCACCUUUGAGGAGGAUAUAGCAGCCGUUCAGGCGCUCAUAGAGGAAGGCCGAAAGCUGGGUGAAGCGGACUAUGCAGAGCGACGUUUUUACCCCUCCAGUGGUGAGGAGUCUGAGGUCGACCUUGACUCGUCUCGAAAGGAAACUUCUACGGCGUGA